AUGGAUAAUCCUGUGGACGAGAAGACGGCGUCGGAAGGACGAUCUGCCAUGGAUGUGUCCUCCGAAGAGAAAGGAUCAGCGGAACAGUCUUCCCCGGAGACAAAAUCCAAGAAGCCGCUCUCUUUCCAUCUGGCCUUCCUGGGCCUUCUGUUCAUGGUGUUCAUCGUGUCGCUGGACACGACAACCCUGGCGGUGGCCAUUCCCAUCAUCGCCCGCGAUCUCGGAGGCACAACCUUACAGUCCUUCUGGGCCAGCACCUGCUUUAUGUUGGCCGUGUCCGUCGUGCAGCCCCUCUACUUGAGCGGCUCAGACGUACUCGGGCGCAAGAUCCCGCUGUACACCGCAUACUUUCUUUUCAUCGUCGGCUCGCUCGUCUUCGCCCUGGCCCCGAACAUGGCCACUGUUAUUGUCGGCCGCACUAUUCAAGGGCUCGGGGGCAGCGGCCUUGACGUGCUAAACGAGGUUAUCACCGCUGACAUGACCACUAUGAAAGAGCGCCCCAAGUAUCUCGGUCUCCUGGCUAUCCCCAUGGCUGGCGGCGCCCUGCUCGGUCCCAUUAUCGGCUCGCUCUUCACUCAGUACGUUACCUGGCGCUGGAUCGGCUGGAUCAACCUGCCUCUCAUCGGCGCGAGCUUCAUUCUUACCUUCUUCUUCCUGCGCCUGCGCCCCGUCGAGGGCACAUUCCUGCAGAAACUUGGUCUCCUGGACCUGCUCGGCAUGGCCCUGUUCGUUGCUGGAUGCGCCGCCUUCGUCCUCCCGCUCAGCUGGGCCGGGGCUCUCUACUCCUGGGGCUCCUGGCGGACUCUCCUCCCGCUGAUCCUCGGCUUAGUCGUCCUGGCCCUCUUCGUCGUCUACGAGCGUGUUCCCGCGCAGCCCGUCCUGCCCUACCGGCUCUUCAAAUCCGCCACCGCCAUCACCACCUUUCUCGGUGGCUUCCUCCACGGCCUGGUCACCUAUACCCUCAACACCUACCUCCCACUAUUCUACCAAGCCGCCUUCUACGAAACUCCCCUGCACGCCUCCGUUACUCUGCUCCCCAUGAAUGUCAUGUCCCUGUUCUUCAGCUGCGUCUCGCCAAUCUCCGUCAGUUACCUCCGCAAAUACCGCGUGAACAUCUGGACAGGCUGGGUGUUCCUCACGGUCGGGACUGGACUCCUUCACAUCAUUACCCCCGCCUCAUCCGUGCCCUUCCGUACGGGCCUCCCCAUCGUGGUCUCCCUGGGAAUCGGCGUUCUCUUUACUGUUCUCGUUCUCCCGGUGCAAGCCAGCGUUGCCAGCGUCGACGACACGGGGUUUGCCGCCGGCUUAUUGGUAUUUUUCCGAUUACUGGGCGGGUUAGUCGGUCUUGCGAUCGGGUCGACAGUGUUUAGCAGCGUUUUUGCAAAGUCGAUUAAGGCACUGGGAGCGCUGCCUAAUAGCCUGGCCGCGCUGGAGAAUAGUCAGGCCGCGGUGGGGUUUAUUCCUCAGUUGAGGGACCUGAGGGGACAGGUGGGGAAGGAGGUCUUGGACCAGGUGACAGGCGUGUAUAGUCAUUCAUUCCACGUUAUUUGGAUUGUGUUGAUUGUCUUUGCGGGGGUGGGAUUAGUGGCGUCAUGUUUUACCAAGGAGGUGAGUAUGGAGAAGGAGGAGCUGGGCAGGCAGCGGUAUGAGGAGUAA
Molecule: messenger RNA, 1656 nt
Organism: Aspergillus luchuensis
Lineage: Eukaryota; Fungi; Ascomycota; Eurotiomycetes; Eurotiales; Aspergillaceae
Product: MFS-type transporter sphD
Exons: 1
Coding region: 1-1656 (551 amino acids)
Biological process (GO): transmembrane transport
Molecular function (GO): transmembrane transporter activity
Source: RefSeq, a predicted model, not a curated record